GGACAAACACAAGACAAAAACGGGACAAAGGAACAAAAAUAAAGAAUGAAGUUAAACAGGAGGACACAUUAACAACGAGCAGAACACAAAGCCAAAGGUAACUUCUCUCAGCAGACAAAUAGCUUCACAUCACAGGUGUCCUUGACCUCACCACGUGGCAACAGGCUACAUCAGUCCGGGCCACGUCAACUCUCAAGCAUGAAUACUUGGCACCCCCACAAACACCCCCGUCAACCACUCACCCACCACCCCCAAACACUCCAUGCAUAAAUAUAUCCACCCAACUCGAACCUCAUUUGAUCUCCCACUUCAAUUCACCACAAACCCCUCAGAAAGAAACGGACACUCACUUAACUCUGCAUCAAGAAAUUGUUUUUUUUUUCCCCACAUUUUCAAUGGCGGACAGAGGCAGAGAGAUACACGGGCUGGCGCCGGAGAAAGGGGAGGGGAAGCCGAUGUCGGUGGAACAGCAGUUGCUGGACAAAGGGGCCGCGAUGCUGCAGUCGUUGAAGCCGAUUAAGCAGUUCAGCCAGCACGCUUGCACUUUCGCCUUGUACGGCCAUGACUUGACUCGCCAGAUCGAGACUCACCAUUUCGUUACUCGUAUCAACGAGGACUUCCUUCAGUGUGCCGUUCACGACACCGACGAGUCCCAUGGCCGUCUGAUUGGGGUUGAAUAUAUAAUAACGGACCGCAUCUUUGAAACACUGACGCCCGAUGAGCAGAAGCUUUGGCACUCCCAUGCAUACGAGAUCAAAUCAGGGCUUUGGGUGAAUCCCCGUGUUCCCGAGAUGGUUAUCAAGCCUGAACUUGAAAAUCUUGCCAAAACUUAUGGCAAGUUUUGGUGCACCUGGCAAACUGACAGAGGUGACAGGCUUCCCAUGGGGCCACCUGCACUGAUGUUCUCCCCACAGCCGGGUGUGGUGAGGCCAGAUCACCUAGUUCAGAGAAGGGAUCAGAAGUACAAUGUCGAUUCCAGUUCUCUCAAGGCUUCAAGGGUGGAGAUUCCGGAACCGGAGUGGAUUAAUCCGCAGGCGGACUACUGGAAGAGCCACGGGAAGGGUUUUUCUAUUGUUGUUGAGCCGACGGAGAUGAAGAAGAUAGCACCGUUUCCCUGAAAAUUAACUCGGUGGAGGACAACCCUGAAACGGGCUAAUACUACUCAGGUGUAGGAAGAAGAAUGCAGUAUGUAAGAUAUGUACAUACGUUUGUGUGGUAAUUUAUGUGCGAGUCUGUUAUGUUUUACCUUUUUUUUCAUGUUUGUUUGAUGUUUGGGACUUCGAUCUACAAGUUGAAUUGUGACUGUGACUCUGUAAAGUGUGCAAGCAAAAUGAAAGUUAUGUAGGUCCACGUAGACCCGUUGGAU
Rhododendron vialii is the source of this 1366-nucleotide messenger RNA. RefSeq names its product oil body-associated protein 2B-like. The transcript is spliced from 4 exons. The coding region runs from base 396 to 1118 and encodes 240 amino acids. NCBI's taxonomy places the organism in Eukaryota, Viridiplantae, Streptophyta, Magnoliopsida, Ericales, Ericaceae. The record is from RefSeq and is a predicted model, not a curated record.